GCACACGACGCAUUGUGUAGUCUUUUGCAGAGCUGGUCCAUCGCGUUGAACAUGGAGAGCCGCAACAUCGCGCUCCUCGGGGCCUUGCUGUUCAUCUGCCGACCAGCGUCCGCCUUUGUGUCCGUAGUAGGGCCCGUGACCGCCAACAACGGGGGAGCAGGUUUGAGUGCGCCGCGAAGCCCCUCAGCGCCGUGGAACGAGCAUGCCAGAGGGCAGCAGCCAGUGUCACCGCUAACGGGGAGGCGGAGCCGUGCUGGUACCGCGUUGUCGAUGGGGGCGAAGUCGGUGGUCUUUGGAGAAGACGCCCGCAAGAAGCUCGCGGACGGCAUCAACGCGGUUGCCGACGCGGUCAAGGUGACCCUGGGGCCGAAAGGCAGGAACGUGGUGCUCGAGCGGGCGUACGGCGCCCCCGAGAUCGUCAAUGACGGUGUGACCAUCGCCAGGGAUAUCGAGGUCGAAAACCACGAGGAAAACGUCGGCGUUAAGCUCGUCCAGGAAGUAGCGCAGAAGUCGGACAACAGGGCCGGUGACGGGACGACGACGUCGACCCUCCUCACCCAGGAGAUCGUGAACCAGGGCAUGCGUCUCGUGACUGCGGGCGCCAACCCGGUGGAGUUGCGGCAGGGCAUCCUGGCUGCCUCGGGCAUGAUCAUCGAGGAGAUCAAGAAGCUGGCUGUGCCCGUCGGGAAGAACGAGGACCUCCUCAACGUCGCUACGAUCGCCAGUGGAUCUUCCACCAUGGGAAGCAUCAUCGCCAAGGCCUUUGAGAGGGUCGGGGACACCGGGUCCACCGUAGUGGAGGAGAGCCAGACCCUGGGUGACGAGGUCGAGUUCACGGAGGGACUCACGAUCGACAGGGGCUACCUGUCGCCCUACUUCAUCAGCGACCAGGAGCGCUCGCUAUGCGAGUUUAAGAACCCUAAGAUCCUGGUAACGGACAAGAAGAUCGACCAGGUGAACGACCUGAUCCCCCUCCUGGAGGCCAUGGUCCAGGCCAAGGAACCCCUCCUGAUCAUGGCCGAGGACGUUGUCGGUGAGGCGCUCUCGGCCCUCGUGGUGAACAAGAUGCGAGGAGUGCUGGACGUGGUGGCCGUGAAGGCGCCCUCUUUCGGAGAGAGGCGCAAGAACUACCUGCAGGACAUCGCGAUCGCCACCGGCUCCACCUACGUGGCGGAGGAGGUCGGCCUUACUCUGGACCAGGUUAAGAUCGAGAUGCUCGGUACGGCAGACCGCGUCGUGGUGAUGAAGGAGCAGACGACGAUCGUGUCGGAUGGGAGGAACGACGAGGCGGUGAAGGCCCGCAUCAAGACCAUCCGCAAGGAUGCCGAGACCAGUGACAGCGCGUUCGACAAGGAGAAGGCGGAUGAGCGUGUCGCUGCUCUCGGUGGGGGUAUCGCUCGAAUCAAGGUUGGUGCGGCAACCGAGACCGAGCUGAAGGACAAGAAGCUGCGUUACGAGGACGCCUUGAACUCCGUGAAGUCAGCCCUUGAGCUGGGGAUCGUUCCCGGUGGCGGUGCCUGCCUGCAGUACCUCCAGAGGAUGGACGAAGAGUUCCGGGCCCGUGUGGAGGGCGAAGACCGCAAGGCCGGCGUGGGCAUCCUCAUGCGCUCCCUCAGCGCCCCUAUGAUGCAGAUCGCGAAGAACGCAGGCGUGGAGGGCGGGAUCGUUGUCGCCAAGUGCGAAAACAAGGACUGGGGCUUCGGCUACAACGCGGCAAACUCUGAGUACUGCGACCUGCUGAAGGCGGGUGUCCUCGACCCGGCAAAGGUGACGAUCAACGCGGUGGAGAACAGCGCAAGUGUGGCCUCGUUGGUCCUCACCACCGAGUGCCUCAUCGCCGAGAUCCCCGUGAAGGUGUCCGAGGCACAGCAGCAAGCCAACUACGACGCCAUGGGCGGCGGAGACUACAUGUAAACCGUCGUGGUAUCAUAGGAUCUUGCACCCCAACCAAUACUCCAUUGAUACGGGCCGUGGAUGGCGGCGAAGACUGCCGUAGUAUUGAACAUGCAGGGCACGGUGAAAAGCCAUCCCUAACACGUGCAAUAAGCGGUUAGGAUUAAGUGGAAAAUCCGGCCUGCCUGCGGAAGUCUGACCGAGGGGAGCGUUGUGAUGGGCUGUGACUCGACUUUGCUGCGUGAGCCUAGGGAAACUCGAGUGCAGGCGCACCUAAGCUUUUUUUGUCAGGAGAGGUUGGGACGUUGUGUUGGGCAGAGGCCAAGGUCUUGCUUUCGCCCUUGGGGUAGACGGGAGCUCCGAGUGAAGGCCCUGCUCGGUUCAUUUGAUUGGGAUGUGCUAUUUUAGUUAGUGGUGUAGUCGGUAGGGGGGUUAAUCAACACUCUUGUUUUGAUGUUUUUGCCUGCGGUCUCAGAUGCGCUCUUUUACUACUCGUGUCUAUAGGAGGGUUGGUGACCGAACCGCGGUCUAGACUUGCACGCACACAUGUGCCCCCCGCCGGUGCCGGCGGGGGAAAGGUCGAUGCGACGUUUUCUGUCGGUCGGAUCUUAAGUCGAUUCCUUGGCUGACCUUAUCGUCGAAGGUUUUGGCUUAGGGACGGAGGUUGGAAUAUGCCAACUAGAGGAGGCGGCAGCCAGUUGCGUAAUUAUGUGCGGGGAAACCGUGUUUGGCCGAUCUGCACCUGUAGUAGCGUGGUUUUUUGGCACUCUUGGCACUCCGUCGAACGACGCAGACCCGCUAGGUUUGCAUUCGCGUUCGGGAGACGGCGGGGUACAUGUGUUUGGGGCGCGUUCAUUGUAGAGGGGGGGAAUAUACUCAUUCCGAUCAUUAACCGACGUUUGCUGGUUAUUAUCUAGGUGCUGGCAUGGCACGAGCAACAGUCCGGCGCCAAUCAAAGUUGGAUGUGGAAACCGUCUCCCACCUCCUCCACGGACCCCAUUACCUACACACAUCCGCCCUUGUUUGGAACAAGUUUAUCAUCCGUCUGGUCGAAGGUAGUAACUCCUACUAAUGAUCCACUCAUUCUCUUGUCCCAUGCCAUUUUGUUUCUACGGGUGGGUGGGGCUGCGACGGCCAUAAGGGACAAAUAGUACUUGCUACAAAUAGUAAACCCUUAGCAGGAUGCAGCGCACCCUUCAUGCGACUCGCCGAAUAUCUCACGGCGCUUCGCGCUUGGUGACGUGAGAGCCUGGUCCGGUGAGAACCCGGCGUGCUCCGUCCCGGCUUUGUAGGGAUGCGAGGUCAAUGGUCUAACGACUACGGCAUNGGGAUAGCUACAUACUGAAACCUCACGAGUUGAGUGAUGUUGGAAAGUGCCGGACACAUAACGCUUGAGGGAGGAAAGGNUACUGAAAGCUCACAGAUGGAUUGGUUUUUGAGUUUGCCAGACACAUACAUAGACGCGCUGCGUGGAGAUAGCUAAAUUUACAUACUGAAACCUCACGAGUUGAGUGAUGUUGGAAAGUGCCGGACACAUAACGCUUGAGGGAGGAAAGGCACAUACUGAAACCUCACAGGGUGAUUUGCAUUAGAGAUUGCCGGACACAUAGACGUGUUGAGUGAAGAUAGCUACAUACUGAAACCUCACAAAUGGAUUGGUUUUUGAGUUUGCCAGACGCAUUCUAGACGCGAUGCGUGGGGAUAGCUACAUACUGAAACCUCACGAGUUGAGUGAUGUUGGAUAUUGCCGGACACGUGAACGCUUUGAGGGAGGAUAGACACAUACUGAAACCUCACAGGUUGAUUUGUGUUGGAGAUUGCCGGACACAUAGACGUGUUGAGUGAGGAUAGCUGCAUACUGAAAGCUCACAGAAGGAUUGGUUU
Messenger RNA from Ectocarpus sp. CCAP 1310/34, 3777 nucleotides. The record is from the annotation of a GenBank genome assembly. Lineage: Eukaryota; Phaeophyceae; Ectocarpales; Ectocarpaceae.